CGGUCGCAAACAAUAUGGCGUUGGGUAACUCGAACGAAGUAUCAAAGGUCGUCGGAAUGUGGACUCGGGAGAAUAGAUAGAUCAUUCAUCUUUACCUCAAUUUGCUUAAUUAUUACGCAUAUUUCACGUUAACAUAUGGUCUCAGUGAUUCUAUCUCCAAAUACAUUUUUCGGCGAAGUGGGGGACAUGAAGUGCCCACUAUGGAGGUAGUAGAGUUAUUUAAUAAGUUCAACGAGAGUCUGGGGUCAUAUAUAUUUUCAAGAUGGAUUGGAAGAUUCAUAGAAGAAUAUCAGACAUCAAGGACAAUCUUUAUCAUUGCCACAAUUCUGCUUCUUAUUUUCUUAAUUGUAUCAAUCUUUGUGCUACGCAAAUGGAAGAACAAGGAAUUUCUACCAGAGGUAAAGGAGUUUGUUGGAGUAGGCACUGGAAAGCCAAGAUUCAGGAAGAGAGACAAGGUUCUCUUUUAUGGCAGGAAAAUGUUGCGCAAAGUGAAGUCCAUUGGUGGCCAAGUACAUGCUACUGGACAAGGAAAGAAAAGAAGAGCGGUCAUGAGAUUUGCUCGUCGAUUAUUACAACUUAAGAAGGAAACCGCCCCGCAACAGCUCAAAGUAUUGGAACCACCUGCUGAGUAUUUGGAAGAAGAUUUAGGACCUGGUGAGAGAGUGCCACCAGAUGCUCUAUAUAUGCUGCAAAGUAUUAGAGUCUUUGGCCAUUUUGAAAAACCUGUGUUUCUGAAGUUGUGCAAACACACAGAAAUCAUGAAUUUACCUGCUGGCAGUACAUUGUUCAAAAUUGGAGAUCCCGACGAGAAUUUAUUUAUAGUCCAACAAGGUUUAGUUAAUGUAUAUAUUACUGGAUCCGAUGGCUCUCAAAUAUCAUUAAAACUAGUGAAAACAGGAGAGUCUGUUACCAGUCUUCUUAGUUUUACCGAUGUACUUACCGGGCAUACAAGUACAUACAAAACAGUAUCUGCAAGAGCUAUGGAAGAUUCUAUUGUAGUAAAGUUACCAAUGUGCGCAUUCCAACAAGUAUUUCAAGAUUAUCCUGACGCCUUUGUUCGAGUUAUCCAGGUCAUUAUGGUACGCCUGCAGAGAGUUACUUUUACCGCGUUGCAUCAAUAUCUCGGUCUCUCUGCGGAAUUAGUCAAUCAGGGAUCACACAAGAAGAAACAAAGUCCAUUCUCCGGUUCGCCAGUACGAUCAAGAACCAGAGAGAAUUUCGCCUCGCAAAAUGAAAGUAUACCUGGUGUACUUCCAGUCGGCACAUCGGAAACGCACGAUACCGAUCUUUCUCAUCGCGACGAGCCCAAUAGUAGUACAAAUAGUAGUUCUCAGCCUAUUCCCAUACUCGGAAAUCGUCGAACAAAAAAUAAUGCUGACUGGAAGAAUCAGAGUUUAAACUCGCAACUAAAUCAGAGUUCGGCAGAUAUGGCAGAAUGUGACUCUCACUGGCCAAAUCCAUCUUCAUCGAUAGCAUCUCAACCGCACGCAUCACAUACGGAAGCUUCUCAUUCUGGAAGUACUUAUCUUGGAAAAAAGCGCCAGUCCAGUGAGGGAGCGCAACAACAGCAACAACAACUAGAUGAAACACAUCUCGUGCAGAUAGCCACUGACGCGUUUGUUCGUGAACUCGGCCUAGAGGAUGAGACGGUGCUCAAAGAUAAAGUUCAGAUUAGAGAAGUGCCAGUUGGUACUUAUCUAAUGAAAGAAGAAUCUCACAAGGACGUCGCACUUGUAUAUGUACUUUCGGGCUUACUGAUAGUAAGCCAACGGGUAUCGGAAGGCCGGGAUGCGAGUCAAGAAGUACACAUGUUUAGCGCUCAUCAGGGUGAAAUCGUCGGUGGUUUAGCGGUAUUGACCGGCGAACCAUCCUUUUACACGAUCAGAGCGAAGCAUCCUAGCCGUAUCGCACUACUUAGCAAAUUAACAUUCUUUGCCAUUAUGCGAGAUCAACCUACAGUUGUGAUGCACGUAGCACAUACCGUUGUUCGCAGAUUAAGCCCGUUUGUGAGACAGGUGGAUUUUGCUCUCGACUGGUUAUUUCUUGAAAGCGGAAGGGCCGUUUAUAGACAAGGGGAUGAAUCGGAUUCGACAUUCAUAGUGUUGAGUGGACGAGUGCGAUCGGUAAUUACUUACAAAAACGGCAAGAAAGAACCAGUAGCAGAAUAUGGAAAGGGCGAUUUGGUAGGGAUUGUAGAGAUGGUUACGCAAACUCCGAGGUCGACAACGGUUAUGGCAGUCAGGGAUUCCGAAUUAGCGAAGUUGCCGGAAGGUUUAUUCAAUGUGAUUAAAUUGAGAUAUCCAAUCGUUGUCACGAGAUUAAUAAAUCUUCUCGGUCAUCGCAUACUCGGCACUUGGCAGCAGGCGCAUACGAAAAAUAACAAUGACACUCAGCGAGCCGCAGCAACAGUCGAUGCCAGGCCCGCACAAGUAAAUUUCUCAACUGUUGCUAUAGUGCCCGUGUCGGAUGAUGUACCAUUAACUGCUUUCACUUAUGAAUUGUAUCAUUCUUUAUGUGCCAUUGGAUCUUGUCUUCGUCUAACAUCAGAUGUCGUAAGAAAGACUUUAGGAACGACCAUCAUGGAACCUGCGAAUGAGUACCGGCUGACUUCCUGGCUUGCGCAACAGGAAGAUCAACAUAGAAUUUCUUUGUAUCAAUGCGAUUCGAGUUACACGUUGUGGACUCAACGAUGUGUGAGGCAAGCCGAUUGCAUUCUCAUCGUGGGUCUGGGCGAUCGACCACCGUCGAUUGGUCGAACAGAACGCGAGGUAGAGCGAUUAGUUAUGCGAACGCAGAAGGAGUUGGUGCUGUUGCACAAGGAGCAGAAUGGUCAGCGACCCACAAAUACUGUUCAAUGGUUAAACAUGAGAUCAUGGGUGUCCAGUCACCACCACAUCCAAUGUCCGAAACGGAUGUUUACUAGGAGAUCGCAGUACAGAAUUAACGAGUUGUACUCCAAAGUCCUUAUGUCCGAACCAAAUGUACAUAGCGAUUUCAGCAGAUUAGCGCGAUGGCUGACUGGCACCUCAGUAGGUCUUGUACUUGGUGGAGGCGGUGCGAGGGGCGCUGCCCACGUAGGUAUGCUCAAAGCCAUUAUUGAGGCGGGUAUACCCAUAGACAUGGUCGGCGGAGUUAGUAUUGGCGCCUUUAUGGGCGCUCUUUGGUGCAUGGAGAAGAAUAUCACUACUACCACGCAAAAGGCCAGGGAAUGGUCUACGAAAAUGACGCAAUGGUGGCGGCAAAUUUUGGAUUUGACUUACCCGAUGACUUCGAUGUUCUCCGGUAAAGAUUUUAAUAAGACUAUACAGCAAACUUUUGGCGACACAUACAUAGAGGACUUGUGGCUUCCGUAUUUCACUAUAACCACCGACAUCACGGAUUCCUGUAUGCGCACGCAUAGACACGGUUUACUAUGGAGAUAUAUUCGCGGCAGUAUGACUGUCGCGGGAGUCUUUCCUCCGAUUUGUGAUCCCCUUGAUGGGCAUCUUUUGGUCGAUGGAUGCUAUGUUAAUAACGUGCCAGCUGACGAAAUGUUGCGGCAAGGAGCACAUCACAUUCUGGCCAUCGAUGUCGGCUCACAGGAUGACACUGAUCUGACGAAUUACGGGGACUCGUUGUCCGGCUGGUGGUUACUGUGGAAACGAUGGAAUCCAUUCGCUACGCCCGUGAAAGUACCAAAUUUACCGGAUAUCCAAUCCAGACUGGCGUAUGUAAGUUGCGUGCGCCAGCUGGAAGAGGUGAAGAACUCGGAUUAUUGCGAGUACAUCAGGCCGCCGAUCGACAAGUACAAGACCCUCCAAUUCGCAAAUUUCGACGAGAUCAGGGACGUGGGAUACCAACACGGGAAAACGUAUUUCGAAGGUCAAUCAAAAGCUGGAGUUCUGCCUCGAUUCAAUGCAGAUCGAGAGAAUGCGAGAGCUAUGCGAGCAAAGUGCCAAGCAGCUAAUCAACAAUCUUGCCCUUCGUACACUUUCACCGAUCUCGCACAGAUGGUGUGUAAAGUUUCGCGUGUAAGUCGGUAUUUCGACAUAGAUACGGAUUCGGAUGAACUGGAAGAAUAUGAGGCAGACUUGGAAGAGGAUGCACAGGAAGUCGGAUAUGCGUCCGAACCUACUGCCGGUAUUUUAGACCAAAGCCCUGAGGAUAAUCGUUUAAGACGAAGAACUGGCGUUUCGCUUAGUUUGUCCGAUACCGAAGCGGAGUCGGAACUAGAAUAUCAUGCGACGAUCUUUUGAAUAUUUGUUUACAAUUAUUUGCGAUAUCAUAUCUCACUGUCCGCAACUCGAUCAAUGAGAUAAACUUAGCACAAAUCUUUCAAUGCGCAUACAAAUCAAAUUCACUUUUCACUGAGCGAGCAAUUUCACUCAGCGAUAAUCUACAUCAAAGUACAAAAAUAAUUGUUGCAAGAUAUAAUCAUUGGAACAUAUUAUUCUGAAACUAGAUCACAGUACGAUGUGUAUAUCAGUAUACAUGUAUCGUAAUAAGUGAUUAUUGUUAUUAUUAUUGCUCUAUUAAAUAUUAUUAAAUAUAUAUUAUUAAAUAUAUAAUUCUACGAUUUUUAAAAAAGA
Cataglyphis hispanica is the source of this 4568-nucleotide messenger RNA. RefSeq names its product neuropathy target esterase sws (gene sws). The record is from RefSeq and is a predicted model, not a curated record. The transcript is spliced from 15 exons. Gene Ontology annotation, cellular component: endoplasmic reticulum. The coding region runs from base 201 to 4235 and encodes 1344 amino acids. Gene Ontology annotation, biological process: phosphatidylcholine metabolic process. NCBI's taxonomy places the organism in Eukaryota, Metazoa, Arthropoda, Insecta, Hymenoptera, Formicidae. Gene Ontology annotation, molecular function: phosphatidylcholine lysophospholipase A1 activity.